Paraglomus occultum is the source of this 218-nucleotide messenger RNA. Lineage: Eukaryota; Fungi; Glomeromycota; Glomeromycetes; Paraglomerales; Paraglomeraceae. The record is from the annotation of a GenBank genome assembly.
AGCUAAACGAGAGAGUAGAAAUAAAACAGGAAAUGUCUAUGAAAGCACUAGAUAAAGCUGAGGAACGGCAUGAGCAAAAAAACUUUGAAAUAGCUAUGCAGAAGGAUGUUUUUAUAUUUAGCCAGCAACAGACAAUAGAAAAAUUGAGAAAGGAUUUAGAUGCCAGGGAUGAGAAAAUAGCCAAAUUAACUAAACCUAAGAAGUUUCAGCAACUCUGA